Molecule: messenger RNA, 423 nt
Organism: Mollisia scopiformis
Lineage: Eukaryota; Fungi; Ascomycota; Leotiomycetes; Helotiales; Mollisiaceae
Exons: 1
Coding region: 1-423 (140 amino acids)
Source: RefSeq, a predicted model, not a curated record
AUGAUCUCCACACCAGAUCAGAGCACAUGCACAUGCCCAAACCGUCUCCUCACAAUAACAUCCUUCCUCCUAUCGACCGCAAUAAUUCUUUGCGCUUCCAUAAUAAUCGCAGCUAUCUUCUACGCCACAAAACGCAUUCGCAAUUCUCGCAUCGACCCAGUCGACAAGUAUAAUCGGCGCAUGACUCGAUUUGUCGUUGAAAUGAAAGCACUAGUGGAAAUAGGAAGUGCAUCACCAGCCGCUGAGACGUAUGACGAGACAUGGGGGGUCAGGGAUCAUAUAUUGUUUGCCUUAAACCACAUUGAUGACAUUGAGGAAGGAGACGAGCCGCCUUGGGUGAGAAAGGACAUGACUGUUGACGUCUGGAUGGUCGAGUUGAUUCACGGAAUUGAUGUAGAUUUGGAGAGUGGUGGCAGAGAUUGA